Aspergillus oryzae RIB40 is the source of this 402-nucleotide messenger RNA. RefSeq lists its product as uncharacterized. The transcript has 4 exons. The record is from RefSeq and is a predicted model, not a curated record. Bases 1 to 402 code for a protein of 133 amino acids. NCBI's taxonomy places the organism in Eukaryota, Fungi, Ascomycota, Eurotiomycetes, Eurotiales, Aspergillaceae.
AUGGGGGGACUUUCUUUUCUGUUUAUCCGCCCAAGUUGGAGAUUGAAUGAACAUGCAUUUUGUUCUGAUACCAUGAUGACCACCAAACGAAAUGACGUUACUUCUAAAUAUAACCGGAAUCGAGGAGAGUUUGCGUAUAUCUCGUGCACCUUGCUCCACCGCGGUGAUGGUCGAGUGUCGUCCGCUCCUGGCGAAACGGAGAUGGCCAGAUCUCUUCUGCUGGUUUGCCUCCUUUGGCCGCCCAAGACCCGCAGUAACCUCUGCUUUGUCAAAGCCAAAAUUUUGGAGCGCCAGCCAUUCGGGUUCAGCACUUCACCGCUUUUCCUGUCAGAGUCAGACCUCUCCCCCUUUAGUCUCAUCCUUAGUCUCUACCACAGAAACCCAGAGCCCAAAAUGGACUAG